GCAUCGCAUUUUUUUUAAAAGCGCUUUUGCAUGACCUCCAGCUCGAGGCAACAUCUCUAGAUGAGGCUAUAAAUAUACAAUCUCUUUCUCAACAAAUAAAUAGCCACAUAUUUUCGUAUAGAUAUAUACAUAUAUAUAUAUAUAUAUAUAUAUUUGCUCACUUCUCUGUCCGUCUGUCAAAAAUGAAGCAAAAGGUCGUUAUGAAGGUCCAAAUGUGGUCCGAUAAAUGUAGAACCAAGGCCUUGAAGACUGCUGCAGUUGCACCAGGUGUGAUAUCGGUGAAGAUAGAUGGAGAAAGCAAAGAUAAGGUGGUGGUGACUGGAGAUGGAGUUGAUGCAAUUUGCUUGACCACAUCCUUAAGAAAGAAGGUAGGCCAUGCCAUUCUAGAGAGUGUUGAAGAAAUCAAAGAAGAAAAGAAGGAAGAGAAAAAAGAUGAUAAAAAGAUUUGUUAUCCAUACUUUCCUCCAGCUGCAUACUGUGAACUAGAAGAUGAAGACUGCAAAGCUAAAAAGAUUUGUUAUCCAUACUUUCCUCCAGCUGCUUACUGUGAACUCUUUGAUCCAAACCCAAACCCAAAUGCUUGCCCCUUCAUGUGAAGAUUAAGUUUGAUCAAUCGUCAAAAUCACCAACCAAUAUUUUGAUGGCUUUUUUUUUUUUUGGUUGGUGUGUGUUCCUUUAAUUUGUUGCUUAUCUUGUUUUUGAUUUUUUUCUCAAGCUUGUAGUCAAUGAAAAAAUAUCAGCCAUCAAAACAAUAAAUAUAUAGUUCUACUCAAAGUCGAAUCUGAGAUUUUAGGGCCAUAGUCCCUCAAAUGGGAAAAAACUAGAAAUGUGAGAGAUAAUAAUUUGUUAUGUGCAAGUUAUA
This is a messenger RNA of Ziziphus jujuba (common jujube), 862 nucleotides long. RefSeq names its product heavy metal-associated isoprenylated plant protein 47-like. NCBI's taxonomy places the organism in Eukaryota, Viridiplantae, Streptophyta, Magnoliopsida, Rosales, Rhamnaceae. The coding region runs from base 183 to 596 and encodes 137 amino acids. Gene Ontology annotation, molecular function: metal ion binding. The record is from RefSeq and is a predicted model, not a curated record. The transcript has 3 exons.